GGAGGCGUGUCAUGUCAUAUUCCCUGAAUUAGCCCAAAAAACGAUCGUUUCUUACAAAAAAAAUUCUUCGGAGGACAAAGGCGUUACUUGUAAUUCAUAGGUGCCACAACAUUAAUAACGCGCUACAGCCACUCAAUGUCGAAAUCAACUCGCAAACUCCCUUAAUUUAUAUACAAAAAAGAUAAACUAUAUAGUUCACCAAAAUCUUCAUCAAUUCCUUCAGCUCAAACUGAAACGAUUUCCAAGCAGUCGGGCCUGCGCUGCGCCGAAAUCCCAUGUCAACUUCUUGCGCCACUUUGCCCAGUUCUGUGAAAUUGGGGUUGCUGGGAAGAAAGAGUUUUCCAAGACUUGAUCGUCAGAGAAGCAGGUGUGGGUUGAGUAGGAGAGGUUUUGUGUUUAAAGGAAUUGUUGCUGCUGGAGCUUCAGUAAUGGCUACAACUGCUGCUGCAGAGCCCACAAAACUCAAAGGUUUGGAGGAAUUGCCAUUUAAACCGGAGGGAUAUAAUUACUGGACGUGGCGAGAUAGGAAAAUACAUUAUGUAGUGGAAGGAGAGGGGCUGCCCAUUGUUCUCAUUCAUGGGUUUGGGGCUUCUGCAUUUCAUUGGAGGUACAACAUACCUGAAUUGGCUAAAAAUUAUAAGGUCUAUGCACUAGAUUUGCUAGGAUUUGGCUGGAGCGAGAAGGCGCUUAUUGAGUAUGAUGCUCUGGUGUGGAGAGAUCAAGUCGUGGAUUUUGUGAAGGAGAUAGUUAAAGAGCCUGCAGUUUUAGUUGGAAACAGUCUAGGAGGAUUCACUGCUUUAGUUGCAGCAGCAUCACUGCAGGAUCAAGUUAAGGGCGUUGUAUUACUGAACUCAGCAGGACAAUUUGGAGAUGCUAGUUCUCCAGCAACAGAGACUGAAGAAAAUGCCGUGCAAAAAUUUGUUUUGAAGCCACUGAAGGAUGUUUUUCAGCGUGUUGUUCUUGGAUUUUUGUUUUGGCAAGCCAAGCAACCAGCACGCGUUGAGUCUGUCUUGAAAAGUGUCUAUGUCAACUCUACAAAUGUUGAUGACUAUCUAAUCAAUUCAAUAACAAGGCCUGCUGAUGAUCCAAAUGCUGGCGAAGUUUACUACAGACUAAUGACAAGAUUCAUGUCGAACCAAAGAAAGUAUACGCUUGACAGCGUGUUGAGCCAACUGUCAUGCCCGUUGCUCUUGGUGUGGGGGGACUUAGAUCCUUGGGUUGGCCCUGCGAAAGCUCUCCGGAUCAAAGAGUUUUAUCCAGGUACUUCCCUCGUAAACUUACAGGCGGGGCACUGCCCACACGAUGAGGUUCCGGAGCUUGUCAAUAAGGCCCUAUUGGAGUGGCUCCCGACUAUACCGUCUCCUCAAGCUCCAUGAACAUCGUUCUGUUCCACAGUUUUGAGGCAUGUACAUCUGUUGGAAAGCUCAAAUGAUUGAUAUAUUUGGUAUUGGUAUAUAAUUGAAAAUUGAAUUUCCAUAGAGAUAUCAGUUGCAUUGUUCUUCCACUUGAAUUCUAACCAACAAUGGUUGUUAUGUUUCUGCUUUUAAUUUCAUUCUUCUGCUGAUUUUUUGUUCAA
Messenger RNA from Salvia miltiorrhiza (redroot sage), 1576 nucleotides. RefSeq names its product pheophytinase, chloroplastic. Gene Ontology annotation, cellular component: chloroplast. NCBI's taxonomy places the organism in Eukaryota, Viridiplantae, Streptophyta, Magnoliopsida, Lamiales, Lamiaceae. The record is from RefSeq and is a predicted model, not a curated record. The coding region runs from base 276 to 1376 and encodes 366 amino acids. The transcript is spliced from 7 exons.